AUUCGCUCCAUUUCCGCCAGACCAGCAUGCAACGCAUCGUCCGCGCCGUGACGCCCGCGCUCCGCAAGACCGCCGCCGGGGGCAUCGCCAUGCGCGCCAUGAGCUCCUCGACGCACCUGCCGCUGACGUAUCUCUCGGAGGAGGAAGAGAUGUUCAAGGACGCGGUCGCCAAGUUCGCCGCCGACGUCUGCUUGCCCAAGGCCGCCAAGAUGGACGCCGAGGGCGAGAUGGACGACGAAGUCACGAACGGCCUCUUCGAGAACGGGCUGCUCGGUAUUGAGAUCCCGGAAGAGUACGGUGGCUCGGGCGCGUCCUUCAUGAACGUCUGCUUGACGAUCGAAGCUCUCUCGCGUGUCGACCCGGUCGUUGGCCUUCUCUGCGACUUGCAGAACACGGUGGUCAACAACGUCUUUGUCAACUUUGGCACGGAGGAGCAGAAGCAGAAGUACCUUCCGCGCCUCUGCUCCAACAUGAUUGGCAGCUUUUGCUUGUCGGAAGCGGGCUCGGGCAGUGACGCGUUUGCGCUCAAGACGCGCGCUGAAAAGUCGGCCGACGGCAGCUACUACACGUUGACGGGCCAGAAGAUGUGGAUCUCCAACGCCGAGUACGCGGGCGUGUACCUCGUCUUUGCCAACAUCGACCUGAGCCUCGGCUACAAGGGGAUCACGUGCUUCAUCGUCGACCGCGACAUGGAGGGCCUCGAGAUCGGCAAGCCGGAAGACAAGCUCGGUAUCCGCGCGUCGUCGACGUGCCCCGUCUUCCUAAACGGCGUCAAGGUCCCGUCGAGCCAGAUCCUUGGCGAGGUCGGCAAGGGCUACAAGAUUGCGAUCAGCACGCUCAACGAAGGCCGCAUUGGCAUUGCGUCGCAAAUGCUCGGUCUCGCGCAGGGCGUGUACGACCAGACGAUGCCGUACCUCUUUGACCGCCAUCAGUUUGGAUCGGCGAUUGGCGACUUCCAGGCCAUGCAGCACCAGUACGCUGAGUGCGCGCUCGACAUUGAGACGACGCGCCUUCUUGUGUACAAUGCCGCGCGCAUGAAGGACGCGGGCGCGCCGUUCGUCAAGAACGCGGCGAUGGCCAAGCUCCACGCGUCGCGCGUGGCCGAGCGCACGGCGUCCAAGUGCAUUGAGCUUCUCGGCGGCGUUGGCUUCACCAAGCACCUCAUGGUCGAAAAGUUCUUCCGCGACUCCAAGAUUGGCUCGAUCUACGAAGGCACGAGCAACAUGCAGCUCUCGACGAUCGCCAAGAUCGUCAAGGAAGAGUACAAGAUGUAAGAAGACGCGAUACUAAACGUCCGAGAAAAGAGCUAUGUGAAGUGUGAAGCCGCCUUGUCGUGUUGCUACAACCUUUUCUUGCGGCCUCCGAAAGGGCUUAAGCGUCG
Messenger RNA from Saprolegnia parasitica CBS 223.65, 1381 nucleotides. RefSeq lists its product as hypothetical. The record is from RefSeq and is a predicted model, not a curated record. Gene Ontology annotation, cellular component: mitochondrion. The transcript has 5 exons. NCBI's taxonomy places the organism in Eukaryota, Oomycota, Saprolegniomycetes, Saprolegniales, Saprolegniaceae. Bases 27 to 1274 code for a protein of 415 amino acids. Gene Ontology annotation, molecular function: acyl-CoA dehydrogenase activity; flavin adenine dinucleotide binding.